GGCAGGUACCAGCGAGUACCUCUGCUGCCUCUCUCACAUGCCAGCUGGAUGUGCUUCCCUUAUCUGACAGCCAGCAGGGGGUCCACUCCCCCCACUGCCCACCUUUUUUCUCGGUCUCCCAUUGAUGUUGCGACCGUCGAGCGCGUGGCGUCAGUCCACUCGAUAACCACAGAGGCAAUCCACCCGUAGGCAGGUAGGUAGCACUGGGCAGCAGCAGCAGAAACCAGAAACGCCCUUCUUCUUUUUAGCUUCCAUUCCACCGCCCGCCUCCUUCCCAAGAUUUCCCCCUUCACCUUCCUCGCCCCCCUCCUACCCUCCUGCUCUCGCCUAGCCUUACAUACCAACGCAACCCCUUUGCUCACACACGACCUCGCACGCGCCUUUGCCGUUCAACCUUCUCUCCCCUCUCUCUCCCAUCAUCACAUCACGAGUCAGCCCUUGGGCCAAGCUUCACACCACCCGCUCCGUGGCUUUGAGACGUGCAUUCACACGCAUACGACCCCGUACGCCCUCGUCAGCUUGUCAGAUCUCAAUCGCCCUGCCAAAGACGAGUCAGAUCUCGUCCCUUGCUGCCUCACCUCGGGUGCUCCCAAUCCAACCUGCGCCACUGUCGUCACAUCCACACUCCCACAUACAUCCCACAAUGUCGGCAGUUCAAGUCAACGGCGAUGUGCCGCACUCUUCAUUCCUCAAGCACCUGUACGGUUACCACGUUGUCCAUGAUGGCAUCGAGACGUUCAAGUCCAACCCUUAUGGCGCAAAGUCCAUCCAGCUCGGCGACUCGGCCUACCAGACCUUUGCCGCCCCGAUUGUACCUUACUUCAACGGCCCCUACCAAUACGUCCAGCCCUACGUUAAGAAGGUAGACGACCUCGGCGACAAGGCAUUGACAAAGGUCGACGAGCGCUUCCCCGCCGUCAAGAAGCCCACCAACGAGCUGUACACCGAUGCCAAGGGCAUCAUCCUGUUCCCCUACCACAAGGGCCUCGAGGGUCGCGACCACGUCAUCAGCCUCUACUCCGACGAGUACAAGAAGGCCAACGGCGGCAAUGAUGCCGGCUUCGCCUUGAUCUCCACCGGCAAGGCCGCCAUCUCUACCGCUCUCGUCCUCACCCACGAGACUGUCAGCUUCAUCGGUGCCUUCCUGAGCGCGAAGAAGGAGGACGCCCACAAUGCUGUGGACAAGGCCACCAACAACUAGGAGUCAUGCGGGGCCAAUUACCCGAAUCCCUCUCCCGGCUCAUGCAAGAGGGACGAGGCGGUUGCCAGUCGCAUCGAAUGGAGGAAACAGGUCGCUCAGUACAGAGCAGGACGUCUCGGUUCUGCCUACUACAACUCCCCUCAGAAGGAUUAUCGGGACUACAAGGAGUAUCUGGCUUUGUCGGAACGUGAGGACCCUAAGCACCAUCAGGACUUCGGGGGCUGUGAGGGCUCUGAGCCCCCCCGCCGCAAUGGGAAGAAACGCUAGCAGUCCACUUUCCCCACGGUGAGGAAGGUCAAGACACCAAAGUCGCUGAGAAUGACGUCGAGCUCCGAACAUGAAGUCGUUGGUCUUGCCCGCCGAUUUAGUUCGUGAUGGGGCCAGCGCGUCGAGAUAUCCCUGUUUUGUGCACUUGUCAUUGUGCUCUCCUGCUUUUCACGUUUCGCCCUGUUUUACUACUUUCGGCAUCAUAACUGUCGCUUCACGCCUCUACAUUGCCGUUCUACACGAUGAAUAUGGGCCCGAUUGCUUUUUAGCAAGGUUGAAUAUUGUCUAGUCCGCAUCUUCAAGACUAAGACUUGGUUGCUGAUUGGGGUUGUUGAUGUCGUUGCUGUUGCUACCGAUGGUGCUGUACGCGAUCGUAAUGGGAGAAAUACGUUCUACGGGUGUUCAGAGGGGCAAAAUAGCUAAUAGAUUUCUUACCUGGUG
This is a messenger RNA of Diaporthe batatas, 1909 nucleotides long. RefSeq lists its product as uncharacterized. The transcript has 2 exons. Bases 644 to 1201 code for a protein of 185 amino acids. The record is from RefSeq and is a predicted model, not a curated record. Lineage: Eukaryota; Fungi; Ascomycota; Sordariomycetes; Diaporthales; Diaporthaceae.